GUCUAACUCUGUCCAAAAAAUCGCCUCCUCCGCCGCCGCCGCCGCCCGGAGAUUCUCAAAUUAAUGCUAGAUGGGCUGUCCGGGUCGAAUCCGGACGUUAUACAUCGCCGCCGCCGGCGAUAGACUUACAAGACGGCCGGUCAAAUCCGGAGAUGUCAAGAAAGCUGAUAGAGGCAUGCGAGGAGUGGGGCUGCUUCAGGGUGUACAACCACCACAGCCUCCUCCCGCCGUCGCUCACGGCGGAGAUGAAAGAGGUGGCGAGAUCUCUGUUCGAUCUUCCGCCGGAGGCGAAGACGAAGAUCGGCUUCGUUCCUCCCUUCAGUGGGUAUGGGCGCUCAACUCCGGAGAACCCACUCCGCGAAGCUUUUGGGCUUUAUGAUAUCUCAUCUCCACCAGAUGUUGAAGCCUUCUGUGCCCAGAUCCACGCCUCCGACCACCAGAGAGAGACUAUAGUGAAGUACGCAAAAGCAGUGCAUGAAAUGAUAAUGGAGAUUGCGAGGAGAUUAUGUGAAGGGUUGGGUGUGAAAGGGGAACUUUUUGAAGGAUGGCCGUGUGCUCUCAGAAUGUUUAAGUACAAUUUUACCCCGGAUAGCAUUGGCUCGUGUGUGCUGAAGACACACACAGACACUGGAUUUCUUACUCUACUUCAAAACGAUGAGAGUGUGGGCGGGCUGGAAAUCAUGAACAACAAAUCAGGCGAAUUUGUCGCGGUUGAUCCCUGUCCUGGUACCAUCCUAAUUAACAUUGGAGACACGGCAGCAAUUUGGAGCAAUGGGAGAUUUUGCAGUGUAAAGCAUAGGGUGAUGUGCAAGGAAGCAACAGAUCGGUUUUCUGUUGUUUCGGGCCUUUUGGGUCGCAGAGAUUGUGUGAUACAACCGCCACCGGAGUUGUUAGAGCCGCCUCAUCUCCGCCGACUAUAUGUUCCCGUCACUUAUAAUAGACUUAGAGAGCUCCGGCGAGACAACAAAAUGCAUGCUGGUGAAGUUCUUGAUCUUUUGCGAGCAUAGGAAGUUGAAGUGUUAGACCUUAUGGUGUGUGAGCUUUUUAAAUGAGACCUUUUUUUGCAUGAAUGCUCAUAGGUAUAUUUGGGAAACGAUUUAGAUAUAUAUAAUAAGUAGGAUACUCCCUCCGUCUCAAUUUUGAAUACAAUUUAUUUUUCUCUUCUCUUUAGGAGUGAAAACGGAUAUUAAUCGGAUGAGAUAUGUCAUUA
Cuscuta campestris is the source of this 1210-nucleotide messenger RNA. The record is from the annotation of a GenBank genome assembly. Lineage: Eukaryota; Viridiplantae; Streptophyta; Magnoliopsida; Solanales; Convolvulaceae.